AUUCCAGAAGCUGUGUGUCCAUUUCUGCAUUCUCUCUCUUCUUUUAUACGCAAGAAAGGGUGACUUGAUAAAUACUCAAUAAUAUUGGCAUAUAGAAACACUAUAUAUUCAUAAAAUUUGUACUACUAUUCAUAUAUAGCAUACAUUAUAGCAGUAGAGAAAAAUAAGGCCCUUGUUUGUUACGACGCAUCAUGAUCCAGCAAGAAAAUCAAUACUUGGCUUCUUCCUUGCCUACUCUUCCACGGUUAGAUCGACUUGAUCAUCUCCUGCAGCUUCUGGAAGAGAAACAUGGCAUUUCAGGAAGAAGACAUUCUCCCAAUAAGAAAGCGGAAGUACAAUUAGAGGAUCAGUGCAAGACUCUGACUCUGUCCUCUGCUCUGGAACAAGUUCAUCACAAAGGCACACUCAUGGAGCGACUUUCCGUCCUUGAGACUCGAGUUUUGCAGUUAAGCCAGAUAAGCCAAGAUAUGGAUGAAGGGAACUUGUCAAGGUCGAGCUCAUCAACAGGUCCACUUUCUUUCUCUGAUAAGUCAGGGCAUACUUCAGUUACGUCUACAGUACUUACAGGUCAGGACGAGGACGAAAAAGCAAAUCUCCAUGAGAAGAUCAAAGACCCUCUUGCAGUUGCAGUUGAGGAAAAAGACUUGUCAAUUGAAGGAUCUUUGACAAAAAAGAAAGAACAAAGUACUAACAUGAGUAGGAUUAAGAGAAGGAAAUCCCACAGAAAAUGGCCUGGCUGGCUCCGGCUACGAUGCUGAACUGCGAUAUGUGAAAUGUUUAGAACCUUUGUUUAUCGUAACCUUACGCAUGUUGGUUUCCAGGAUCACUCUUUUUCGUUUGUAUCUUUUUUAAAGUACUUUGAAAAAGUACAAGAAUGGAUUUGUUCACUCACAAAGUUUAAGUGUGUAACUGUAAAUUCGGUGUAAGUUUAGGGUGAAUUAUGUAUCAACCCAACACGUUUAAGAUGUCUUAGCUCCAUUGCAAGAUA
Nicotiana tabacum (common tobacco) is the source of this 988-nucleotide messenger RNA. RefSeq lists its product as uncharacterized. NCBI's taxonomy places the organism in Eukaryota, Viridiplantae, Streptophyta, Magnoliopsida, Solanales, Solanaceae. The record is from RefSeq and is a predicted model, not a curated record.